AUGGGCUGCCCUCGGCCGCAGCUGCUCUGUGGCCCCGGCUCCGCGCGCGACGCCGACCCCGCUGCCCCGCGCCCCUCAGUGCGAGGCCCGGCCGGGACCCCGGGGGCCCUGGCCCGCCCGACCCCUGACCCUCCAAACCAGAGAGCCCUAGAGUUAUUCCGGGCCGCGGGGGUGGUGGAGCAUGGGGGCUCCAUUCACGUCUCGGUUUGCAACAGUAAGGACCUGUCCACCCCAGCGAAGGCCAGCCAGUGA
Messenger RNA from Rangifer tarandus platyrhynchus (Svalbard reindeer), 252 nucleotides. The record is from the annotation of a GenBank genome assembly. Lineage: Eukaryota; Metazoa; Chordata; Mammalia; Artiodactyla; Cervidae.